Messenger RNA from Ceratitis capitata (Mediterranean fruit fly), 3885 nucleotides. RefSeq lists its product as uncharacterized. Gene Ontology annotation, biological process: regulation of muscle contraction; regulation of potassium ion transport. The transcript is spliced from 6 exons. Gene Ontology annotation, cellular component: plasma membrane; striated muscle dense body. The coding region runs from base 1120 to 3387 and encodes 755 amino acids. Lineage: Eukaryota; Metazoa; Arthropoda; Insecta; Diptera; Tephritidae. The record is from RefSeq and is a predicted model, not a curated record. Gene Ontology annotation, molecular function: potassium channel regulator activity.
GUUUAAGGGGAGAGGCUGAAGAUCCAAGAUUGGCAAAAUUAUGACAUGGCGAAUUAAAUUGCUUAUUCUUGAUUAAAUGUUAAUUAAUUUCACUACAUGGAAGUAUUGAACUUGUAGAAAAUUAUCGGAAAAGAAAUAACAGCAAAUUACUUAAAGGCCUCACGGCAUCAUUCGUCGACUUUUCCAUUAGCGGCGAGUUGUCGCUGGAGCAACUUUUCCACCUGUCAACGUUGCUUGACGUAAACGGAAAUAGAAGCACGCCAUAAAUAAGCUAACUUUCUUCAUAUUUAUACUAUAUUAUAUGUGUAACAAAGGACACAUCUUGUGAAGUCAUUUCAGUAAGACUCAACUAACCGCACCAUUAGUGCUCAGUGAGGCGCGACUUCACCGCUUGUCGAGGGGUCAAAGAUGGAGGGACCGGGGAGGUCCGCUUGUUGAUAGAUACGUAGAUAUGUAAUUGUGAGUAAACAGUAACCGAAAACAAUAUUAUGAUAUAAAUAUAGGCGAAACUAGUAUAUAGAAUUAAAAAAUAUGCAUAUGUAGGUACAUAUUUACAUACGAGUAUAUAUUAUGUAAUGUUAUGGAGCCCAAAGCUAUAAACUAGAGCGCCGUAUAUUCAAGGAUUGCAUUAACAUGGCUACAAAUGUAUUUAUGUAUGUUUGUAUGCACGCUUAAUCCAAAGCGGUGCCGCACAAUGCUGGAUCCAGAUGAAAUAGCUCAAUGAAGUGAAGAAACCACAAAUGACUGCACAAAGUAGUCAAAACAAAUUAAGAACAUUUAAUUAAAAAUUCCCCAGCCGAAUAACGGCAUAAAAGUAGAACGAAAGAAAGAAAGAAAAUGUCUAUGUUAGUACCAUGAAUCAGUCGAUAUACGUAAACGACGUAAAAAAUAAACGAUUGCUUUCAUCUGAUAUAAUAUACAAAAUCACCAUUUAUUAAGCCCAAGUCCACAAAACCAACACAUCUGUGCUCCUACUAAUGCACAGACACACUCACGUCUUGUAAGUGUAUGGGUUAGCAAUCUGUGUCAUAUCCUACAGUACGACUACUCCCUCGGUCCAGCAUCGCACUGAGCAUUCUACUGAGCAUCCUUGUGCUUAAUUUUCAAACGCUACUCAAAAUGGGUAGCUUACCGAAUUUGCACGAAUUGGAAGAGAUAGAGCGCCGACGUGAGAAACGUCGAGAGCGCGAACAGCGUGAGCAAAUGCGAGAGCAACGAGCACGUGAUUCUAGUCGAGAGCGAGAGCGUAUGGCGUUAUUUGCGCAGCGAAAGCAAAAUUCCUACAACGCCUACUUAAUGGCUGGCUUGGGUAUGGGUGGCGGAACACUUGGCAUGGCCGCUGCCGUCGGUGCAUCCCACUUAACGGGAACUGCUGCAGCAACUGGUGUUCUCGGUGUUGGCGCCAACACAGCAGCUACAACAGCUACGACCACUUUAAGCGGCUUUGCAGUGGGUGGUGCAGCGUUACUCGGUCUGGGUACUCCCGCAUUACUAACGAAACAUCAUCAUCAACACCACCAACAUCAUCGACAUUCGCUGACGACACGACAUCGAGUGCUACGUACAAGAAGUUCUGGUGCGACACAUAAUAUUUGGGACGAGCAAUUGAUGGAGCAUCUCGCCGCCUACUCACCGAUUUCAACACGAUCGCAUCGUAUAAAUCCCGUAUCAUCAUAUCAGGUGCAAGCGGCACUGGCUGCAUCCCGACGUCGUGAGUCAAUCAACAGUUCCAUAGGUGCUGCAUCGAUAAGACGCCUUAUUACGCUUAAUAACCGCAACUGCCGACAUAAGAUACCGCCGCACGUACGCCAUAAGGUGUGUCAGAAUUUCAUCUGCAUCGCGGUAGCGCACGGUCUAAUUUGCGGUGUACUAUUGCCACUCUUCGCCUUACAGGGUUCCAAUUCGGUGUGGCAUCAACGCGAACAGUGGCUACACGUGGGACCGAAUAUCGGUUCGUUAUUAUUGAGCGGUUGCUUUCUCAUCUCAGCCAUAAUGUGCCUAUUUGCCAAACGCCUUAUACAGAAAUUCGGCUACACUUCGGUGAUAGGUGCCAGUUACGUGGCGACGAGUGUCUUUCUCUUAUGCCAUCUGUUUCCAUCCAUCUUUACGCUAUUGCCAGCAUACAUACUGCUCGGUGUCACCUAUAGUCCUUCGUGGAUAAGCAAAAUUUCAUUGGUGGUGCAUUUUGGCAGCAAACUGAGUUGUUCGCAGCACGAGUGUUUAUUGAGCUCAUCGCAUACCUCGGACGUAAUGGACGAACAUAAACUCUUCUGCAACCGGGAUCAAAAGGCGCGACGUUUGGCGCGUUGGUUUCAGGUGGCGCAGGAUUUAGGUAUCAUUUUAGGUGCACUUUUAGCAUCAUUUACAUUGGCCUGUAGCUCCAGCGAUUGGAAUUGCUUUGAAGGCGAUACUGUGCCGACUGCAGAAAUGCAAACAACUUCAUUGCCCGGUGGCGAAAAUUUUACUGAACCAGUUGUAAAGGCAGUGGCGCUGCGUUCGCACUCGUACAGCAUGACCGGCUUUUUGCCUAAUAUACCGGGUUACUUUGAUGAUUUCUAUUAUCACAACGAACAUGGCGAAAGAAUAUGUGGUGCUGACAUGUGCCCCGUUUGGUAUCAAGACAACAGUUUCGAUGACUUAAGCAAUGGCACCAAUGAGACCAUCUACACGCAAUUCAUCAAUGAAAGAUCAACUGGCGGUGGGAUUACACUGAUAUGUCUUUAUUUUCUGUUUACGCUCGCAGCGACGGGUUUAUCUGUCUUUAGCGGUAAGAUACAAGGAACUUUUCGGCGUGAGGCACAUGUAAGGGGCAUAACGGAUACUUUACUAUUUGCUGGACCGAUGGCGUAUUUCGUUGGUACCGAGCAAGCCUACAUGCUGGGUGACUUUUUACGGGCUUUCGUCUCCUGUUCUUUGGGCAUCAGCAUGGUUGCCGGCGCGUUAGUUGGCAUGGGCAUCAUGCAAUGCAUAGUUUCCUGUACGCUAAGUAUGCUACUCAGACACACUAAGCGCAUCGUGGUCAUAUUGGCCGGUCUGUUCUUUCAAUCAUGUCUGCUGCUUGCUUUGUCCACCUGGAAGCCAUCAAGCGAUGAUAUGGCGCUUUUCUACGUCUUAGCAGCGUCUUGGGGCGCCUGUAAUGGCAUGUGGGAAACACUCUUAAUGGCCUUAAUUACAUUGAAUCACGCCAACCAUGUCACGGAUGUGGCCGGCCCAUUACAGGGACUGCGUUUUCUUGGCUUAGGUAUCACUUUCGCGGCGCAUGGGCUAAUGUGUGAAACGCCGAAAAUUAUUACAAUGAUGAUAAUGUUGGUAAUCGGCUUAACGCCAUAUACGUUGCUGGAGACGAGGCUGGAAGCUCAGCGCAAAUCACAGCUGAUCAAUUUAUGACGUAGUGUCUUCAGUUAGUCAAAAAAGCAUGGUGCCAUGGCGCGAACACACACUAUGUAAAUAGAUCCAAGAUGCCCGAGUGGAAUAAGAAGGGAAGCAUGAAGAAUGGAGUGCAGCAGUAUUUGUAAAACAGUAUUCAAUUCAAGUAAAGAAAACAAACAGAUUUUUACAAAUAGUGUGCGCUAUUAAAAUCAUUGGCCUGCAAGGCUUGUUAAAUCAAACUUAGUUUAAUAGCAAAAAUUUAUACCUACACGUACAUACUAUCAUACGAGUAUGUUAUGUUAUUGUAUUUAUUUGGCAAUAUGUAAUGCAAGAUCUCGCUGUAGUUCGUAAGGCAAAAACAACAAUUAGUAGUUGUACUCGUGGAUCAAGUAAACAUGACUGUGUCGCUUGACUCAAUGAAUAAUCAUACAAUUACUUAAUUUCUUAUUCAUCAAUCCCCUACUAUAUGCAGAUUUAAAUAACAUCCGUUAAAGUAAAUAAAUAUACAUAUAAAAA